UGAUGAGCAUAUAUAUAAUGCAAGGGAAUUUGAGUCAGAGAAAGAAAAUGAAGAUCAACCUUUGGAAGAAAAUGAAGUCCAAGAACAAAAUGAAGACCAAGAAGAAGAUAACAAUGAAUAUAUUACUGAUCAUCAAGAAGAUAUUUCUCUCAAACCAUAUGUUGGCAUGGUGUUUGAUUCUGUGGAUGAGGCUUGUGAAUUUUAUAAUAGCUAUGCAUACAGAAAAGGGUUCAGUGUGAGAAAAGGUGCAAUAAAAAAAUCUGAGAAAGAUGGUAGUAUUAUUGGCCGGCGUCUGUAUUGCUCUAAAGAAGGUUAUAGAGAAGAAAGAUUUAAGAAGAAUGAAGCCAACAAGAAGAAACAUACUUGUUAAAAUUUGCUUUGCAUCAAGUCUUUUUGUGAGUUGCACUUGUUAUAAGUUUGAGUUUACAGGGCUAUUAUGUCGUCACAUACUUAAGGUAUUCAUUGUGGCUAAUGUGGAUAAUAUUCCAAGAGAAUUCAUGUUAAAACGUUGGACAAGAGAUGCAAAAUAUGGGAAGGUUUUUGAUGAAAAUGGCCAAUAUAUAGAAGAAGACCGUCAAGCUCAUUUAACACUCAGAUACAGUACUCUUUCACAUGAAGCAUCAGACAUUGCAACCAAGGGGUCUUGCUCUAUUGAAGUUUAUAAAGUGGCUAUGCAUUGGUUGAGGAGGACAAGGGAAGAGGUUGAGAAGGCAAUUAAAAUGCAAAACAUUGAAAUUUCAAAUAGCAACAAUGGAGAGGGAUCAUCACAACAAGCAAUUACAUCAACUGAAGUAACAAUCCAUGACCCACCACUAGCAAAAUGUAAAGGAAAUGGCAAAAGAAAGAAAGCAUUUUGGGAGAAAAAUCACAAGAAGAAGAAGUCCAAAGUUGUUGAUGAUGGACUUAAGGGACGUGCAAUGAAUGGUCAAGAACUGUUAGGGCAUGCCAUGAGACUAGAUCUUGCCAAUGAAAGUGUUUCUUAUCCACCAACCAAUGGGUAAGAAGAUUAACUAUUAUUAAAGCUUCUAAUGGGGCAAUGAGACGAUAUGAUGGAGUUGCAUUGGUUAAUUACUGUGUCUAAAAAUCUUUGUUCUGCUGAUCAAUCAGAUUCAUGCUUCUUUGAGUUGCCAAAGCAAAAGACAUCUUCACUUGAUGUUCAUUGAGGCAUUCCCGUUGUCAGUGUCUUUUGAUGUUAACAUGUUGUACUACUUUAAAUUCCCAGACCGCAUUUAUGCGUUGCAGUCACAUCUCUAAAUAAGUAUGUAGCUAUAAAACUGUUGUAUAUCAUUGAACUUUCCAGGCAGCUACUAAAA
Molecule: messenger RNA, 1313 nt
Organism: Dioscorea cayenensis subsp. rotundata (Guinea yam)
Lineage: Eukaryota; Viridiplantae; Streptophyta; Magnoliopsida; Dioscoreales; Dioscoreaceae
Product: protein FAR1-RELATED SEQUENCE 5-like
Exons: 4
Coding region: 270-1001 (243 amino acids)
Biological process (GO): regulation of DNA-templated transcription
Molecular function (GO): zinc ion binding
Source: RefSeq, a predicted model, not a curated record